Messenger RNA from Amborella trichopoda, 1413 nucleotides. Its product is annotated as Calcineurin-like metallo-phosphoesterase superfamily protein. The record is from RefSeq and is a predicted model, not a curated record. NCBI's taxonomy places the organism in Eukaryota, Viridiplantae, Streptophyta, Magnoliopsida, Amborellales, Amborellaceae.
UCGAGAAUCUAUAAAAUUUAUCUAGGAUAAUAUGUUGUAAGAUGUAGUUCCUUUUUUUUCCUUUUUUGUAUAAUGUCCAUUGAGGUCGAUACGAACAAUUGGAGGGGUUUUUUUAACAUCAGAAACAUAUUUUCCAGUGAAUUUUGGAGGUGGCCUCUUUAAAUUCCAGUGAAUUAUCGAACCCUAAAAUUUUAUCAAGAUUCGGGGCCAGGUAGUAUGUCUUUGCACUUAUUUGUUUUCCUUUUUUUCCCUGCUGAUAUGAGAGAGGUCUUGGCUGCGAAAUGAGCUAGAGAGAGAGCUGAGAGUUUGUUGGGUGCUGAGCUAAUGGAGAUGGGUCUGUAACUUAAAUCAUCAGAGAGAGAGAGGGAGAGGUGAGCGUUUGUGUUGGUGGUAUGUUAAUGGAGAUGGGUCGGUCUUGGACCAUGACUGUCUUCACCCAAUGUGCUCUAUUUAUCUUACUCUGGGUUGCCUUGUACAUGGGCAAGAGUGAGAAACCCAGGAGAGCCUCGCCAUUGGAUCUCUACUUCAUCAGUGUGGGUGGCGGAGAAAGGCCACCCAGUGACCGUACUUUGCUUCUUAGACAGAUGGAAAAGACGGCGAGGUUUUACAAGGUUAAAUUUAUUGUGAGCAUUGCUGAACUAGGUGAGGAGGAUCCCUUAGUGAAGAAUGCUACUUUGGAAUUCCCAUCACUAAAGGUUCCAUGGUAUACAAGUGGAUCAGGAAGGGGAUACUUUUGGAAGCAGGUUUCAAUUCCAUAUGAUCGUUUUCUUGAUAUUUUUAGUGUAGAUACCAGAUCUUUGCAGGAUUGUUUGCAGACAAGACCAGCAACAGUUGAUGAAAGAGAUCAACUAGAAUGGCUUGUGGAGAAACUUAAAGCUACUAAUGGUAUCUGGCAUAUAGUUAUAGGGUUUCAUCCGUUGAUCAAUUGCCAAGGGCAUAAGAACAUUAUGAAGACCAAGCUUUUUCAGCCAUUGCACCAUAUCUUUCAAAAAUAUGAGGUGGUGAGCCCCAAUCACAUCAUGCACGCUCACACACAUAAUGUGUACCUGAGCAGGCAGGAAGGAGCUGGUCAUUACAUAAAGGAGGGGACGACUGCUUAUAUUGGGAAUCCAAUUCCUGCAGUUGUAUGCAAUGGCAUAACAUGCAAUAAUGCUUGCUGCAUUGAAGGAAUGCAUAAUGGAUUUCUGCUCCAUCGGGUUAGUCCCUUGGAAAUGGAAUCAUACUACAUCAAUUCAACAGGCAAGAUUGUGUUCAGAUCGACACUGUAUCAAGGGAGAAAAGAGGUUAUGUGAUAAUGACUCUCAUUAUUUUGUUUCGAAUAAUCAUUCAUUUUCUUGGCCAAGUAUCAUUCUUUACCCUCACAACAAUACCGUCCGUCUUUGAAAUGAAAAGUUAAGAUGCCAUUUACCUUUG